Messenger RNA from Funneliformis geosporum, 885 nucleotides. The record is from the annotation of a GenBank genome assembly. NCBI's taxonomy places the organism in Eukaryota, Fungi, Glomeromycota, Glomeromycetes, Glomerales, Glomeraceae.
AUGGCACCAACCGUCGAUAUAGAUUCUGUCUAUAAUAUAUCUCUACAUAAGCUUCACAGUUUUCAAACAACUCGUGGCGAAAGCGACGGGUUGAGAAAAUUGGUGUUGCUUAAUAACUUUGUAUUUAAAAAGUUUGUUUCCCCGGAGCAACAUGAACCUUUGGAAUGGUCAGAAGAGGAUAUCAAAAAAAAUGAAGAGGACUGGCUUGACGCCUGUCUGGACGGCCUCGAUGAGGAAGAAGAAGGAGGCUUCGUUUAUGUAAAUAAACCUCUUGAAAGUCAUCAAACUUCAUCAUCUUAUGCGAUAGAUCGAUUCAAUGUCCCUCAAAUUUAUGAGGACCAACACGGUUGUGAGAUGGAUUGUGAAGAAAUUUCUCACGAAGAACAAAUCUCUGAAGGCGAUAAUUCUAUGGAUGAUGUUAUAAUAUCUCAUGAUGAUCUCCAUCAGAACUUGACUUCAGAAAAGGGGUUUCAUCCAUACUGGAAAGAUAACAGCAUAAUAGAACAUCACCCCACUUCUAUUUCCGGAUCGCCUCGAUUUCGACCAUAUUUAGAUUUAAGUUCCCAUUCUUUCGGUAUUCCUAAGAUUUUUCAUAAGUAUCGCCUUGGUCAUUUUGACGAUAUCUCUUCACCACAACGCGCUGUUCUUGAAUUAAUACAACCUGAUUAUCUUUAUCAAUCGCCUGAAUUUUACGAAGCAUCUUUAAAAAGAUCUAAAGAUGAUUUAGAUAUUUUAUAUUCUUUAAACGCAAGAGAUUUGGAUCAAGGAUGUCUGAUGGAUAUUAUCAGCAUGUUGGAAUAUUAUGGUGGUAAAAACCAUGAAAAGAAAUCGAGUUCAAACGAAAAUAACGAUAUUUGGUUUGUGGACAAUAACAGUGAUCAUUGA